Molecule: messenger RNA, 3428 nt
Organism: Cynara cardunculus var. scolymus (artichoke)
Lineage: Eukaryota; Viridiplantae; Streptophyta; Magnoliopsida; Asterales; Asteraceae
Product: homeobox-leucine zipper protein REVOLUTA
Exons: 18
Coding region: 730-3270 (846 amino acids)
Molecular function (GO): lipid binding; DNA binding; DNA-binding transcription factor activity
Source: RefSeq, a predicted model, not a curated record
UCUCUCACUAAACCUGCUCUUCUUCGCCUGAACACAAAAAUAAAAAUAAAAAUGUUUAGGGUUUCCCUCUCAUUCCACCUUCACUCCUCCAUCCCAGCCCUCUAAUGCUGCAUCUCUUGGCUCUCUUCUUCACAGCAAGAACCCAAAGAAAGAGAGCCUUAACCAAGAUUUAUCAGUUUCUUGCAAGUUUUCAAGAUCUUUAUCUGUUUUUUUGACUUGAUUCUCCUUCAAAUUAUUUUGUGUUUUCUUUUUAAAUUUAUGGAAAAGACAGAUUCUAGAGAUUGUUUAGAAACAGAGUGAGGUAAGCAACUCUUUUUCUUUUUCUUCCUUUUGUUUUUUUCUUCUUCAAAGAUUUUGAAGUUUGGUUUUGGGGAUUAAGAGAAAAGCACAGUGAAGUUACUGAAAUUUUGGACCUUUUAUGGAAGAUUAAAACUGGGUUUUGUUUUAAAUCUCCCCACAGCUUCAUCAUAAGCAAAAAAAACUCAUUGUUUUGUCUGUAUAUUGGUCAUAUAUAACUUUACCUUUUCUAAAAUCUGGCUGUGUGAACUGAAAACCCUCCAAAAAGCAAAGGCUUCUGUUUCUUUCUUGUGAUCUUUGUCUCUUCAAAUCCUCAGUUCUUGUUUCCUUUUAUCAUCUCUGCGUGUUCUUUGUUUUUGUACCUCAAAAUCUCCAAAGAAGUUACAAAAAUUUAAGGUUUCUGUAAUUGGGUUUCUUGAGAUUUUGUCAAGAAUGGCUAUGGUUGCACAACAUCAACAACAUAGGGAGACCACCAGUAGCAGUAGCAGCUUCAAACAUCAGUUAGAUAAUGGGAAAUAUGUGAGGUAUACUGCUGAACAAGUUGAAGCUCUGGAGAGGGUUUAUGCAGAGUGCCCAAAACCAAGUUCUUUGAGGAGACAACAAUUGAUCCGAGAAUGCCCUAUUCUGUCCAACAUAGAGCCCAAACAAAUCAAAGUCUGGUUUCAGAAUCGCAGAUGUCGGGAGAAGCAACGAAAAGAAGCUUCUCGGCUCCAAACCGUCAAUCGGAAACUGUCUGCCAUGAACAAGUUGUUGAUGGAGGAGAACGAUCGUUUGCAGAAACAGGUGUCUCAGCUUGUAUACGAAAACGGGUAUAUGCGUCAACAGUUGCACACUAAUUCAGCGGUUACUGAUGCGAGCUGUGAAUCGGUGGUAACCACUCCCCAGCAUUCUCUUCGAGAUGCUAAUAACCCAGCUGGACUCCUCUCGAUUGCAGAGGAAACUUUGGCAGAGUUCCUUUCAAAGGCUACAGGAACUGCUGUUGAUUGGGUCCAGAUGCCUGGGAUGAAGCCUGGUCCGGAUUCGGUUGGGAUCUUUGCCAUUUCACAGAGUUGUAGUGGAGUGGCAGCUAGAGCCUGCGGUCUUGUAAGUUUAGAGCCCACAAAGAUAGUGGAGAUCCUUAAAGAUCGUACAUCUUGGUUUCGAGACUGUCGGAAUCUUGAAGUUUUUACAAUGUUACCUGCCGGGAAUGGUGGAACUAUUGAACUUGUAUAUACGCAGGUCUAUGCUCCAACCACACUGGCUCCUGCACGGGAUUUCUGGACGCUGAGAUAUACUACAAGUUUAGACAAUGGUAGUCUUGUGGUUUGUGAGCGAUCCCUUUCUGGUUCUGGUGGUGGGCCAAAUGCUGCUGCUACUACCCAAUUUGUUAGAGGGGAAAUGCUUCCGAGUGGCUACCUGAUUCGGCCCUGUGAUGGCGGCGGUUCGAUAAUCCACAUAGUUGAUCACCUUAAUCUUGAGGCAUGGAGUGUGCCGGAAGUUCUGCGUCCACUUUAUGAAUCUUCAAAAGUUGUAGCACAAAAGAUGACGAUUGCAGCUUUGCGUUAUAUUAGGCAAAUAGCCCAAGAGUCGAGUGGAGAAGUUACAUAUGGACUUGGAAGGCAACCGGCCGUCUUGCGUACUUUAAGUCAAAGAUUAAGCAGAGGUUUCAAUGAUGCUAUCAAUGGAUUCAACGACGAUGGGUGGUCAUUAAUGAACUGUGACGGUGCUGAAGAUGUGAUAGUUGCGAUUAAUUCGACCAAGAAUCUCAGCACCUCCACAAAUCCCUCUAAUUCUCUCUCGUUUCUUGGUGGAGUUCUUUGUGCGAAGGCCUCAAUGCUAUUUCAAAAUGUGCCAGCAGCGGUGUUGGUACGCUUUUUAAGGGAGCAUCGUUCGGAGUGGGCAGAUUUCAACGUAGAUGCUUACUCUGCUGCUUCAGUAAAAGCUAGCCCGUAUGGGAAUCCAGGGAUGCGGCCCACGAGGUUUACGGGUAGCCAGAUUAUCAUGCCAUUGGGCCAGACAAUCGAACAUGAAGAGAUGCUUGAAGUCAUUAGACUCGAAGGUCAUGCACUUGGUCAAGAAGAUCCUUUCGUUUCAAGAGACAUUCAUCUCUUGCAGCUAUGCAGCGGAAUUGAUGAGAAUGCUGUGGGAGCUUGUUCUGAACUUAUCUUUGCUCCAAUUGACGAAAUGUUUCCCGAUGACGCUCCUCUUAUACCGUCUGGUUUCCGGAUCAUUCCGUUGGAUCCCAAAUCAGGUGAUUCAAAGGAUGCAUUAGUAACAACUCAUCGGACCCUUGACUUGACUUCAAGUCUAGAGGUGGGACCAUCAACGAACCAAGGAACAUCUGAUACAUUGGGUUGCCAAAACACGAGAUCUGUGCUGACCAUUGCGUUCCAGUUUCCUUUUGAGAACAAUCUAGCUGAUAGUGUUGCGACCAUGGCUCGCCAAUAUGUCCGUAGUGUGAUUAACUCCGUGCAGAGGGUUGCCAUGGCUAUAUCUCCAUCGGGCUUGAGCCCGUCGGUAUCUCCUAAGCUAUCCCCUGGCUCACCCGAAGCAGUUACUCUAGCUCAAUGGAUCUGCCAUAGCUACACUUACCAUUUAGGUGUGGAUUUGCUAACUUCUAGUUCAGUUGUUGGAGACUCGUUAUUGAAAGAUCUUUGGCAGCAUCAAGACGCCAUUUUGUGCUGUUCUUUGAAGUCGCUUCCGGUUUUCAUUUUCGCCAACCAGGCUGGGCUCGACAUGCUGGAGACAACACUCGUGGCUUUGCAAGACAUCACAUUGGACAAGAUGUUUGAUGAAGCGGGUCGGAAAGCACUAUUUCCAGAAUUUGCCAAGAUAAUGCAACAGGGUUUUGCAUAUUUACCUGGUGGAAUUUGCAUGUCGACAAUGGGCCGUCACAUCUCAUACGAACAAGCGAUAGCUUGGAAGGUUCUUGCAGCGGACGAAACAACAGUCCAUUGUCUUGCAUUCUCGUUUGUCAACUGGUCGUUCGUCUGAUGAAAUGGAAGUGUCUUGUAAUAUAUAAGAAGACGACGACAAUAUUUAGGGUCUCGAUUUUGGUCUGUAGAAACAUGUUAAUCGGAUUUCAACUUGUUCAAGUGAUGAUGUUGAUUUGUUUAAUUUAUUGCCGAGAUUUUAAAUUGAUUCCAUUUGGU